GUAUCAUCGAACUUUGGCUCUCCAAUGAAGGGGCACAAGUGUCAUUACGCAUAAACAAAAUAUCAAAUACGCAUGACGACUAUUAACUUGUUUGCUAAAGAGAGCUCAAACUUUUUUUUCUCAGAAGGAAAAUUACCUAUGGAGGAGAAGCUUACAAACUUGAGCCAUCUGUUUGUGACCAUCUUUCUCUCAGGAUUAUCGAAUUUCAUGGUGUUUCCUGUAAUAACUGAUGUCACCAUGUUAGCACUUUGCCCCGGUCAAGAUCAGUGCUCACUCGCCAUCUACCUCACUGGUUUCCAGCAAGCCAUGACAGGAAUUGGAUCGGUUGUGAUAACACCAAUAAUUGGCAAUCUGUCUGAUCAAUAUGGAAGGAAAGCUAUGCUCACAAUUCCCUUGACCGUCUCCAUUUUUCCUUUAGCCAUAUUGGCAUACAGCAGCGAAACCAAUUUCUUCUACUCCUACUAUGUGCUCAGAACUUUAACAGCUAUGGUCUCUGAAAGCAGCAUCCAGUGCCUUGCUUUUGCUUAUGUGGCAGACAACAUUUCAGAAAGACAAAGAGCAUCGGCUUUUGGAAUUCAAUCUGGCAUAUUUUCAUCUUCUUUUGUAGCAGGAACCUUAGCAGCUCGUUUGCUCUCUAUUUCUUUGACAUUUCAGGUUGCAGCACUUGUGUCUAUGGUUGCAACUGUGUACAUGAGAAUUUUCCUGAAGGAUAGAGUAUCAGAUAAUGAAAAUUUAAGUGAGCCAAUCUUGAAGAGUAGUGGACCAGAAGAGAAUAUUCAUCAAGAUAAUGCACAUACCAACAAUUUAACUACAAGGGUUUCUCCAGUAUCAUCAUCCAAGAAGAUUCUAACUGUUGGAGAUCUUAUUUGCUUGUUGAAGAGAAGUUCAACAUUUUCACAGGUAUCAGUUGUUUCAUUUUUCAACAGUCUUGCCGAGGGAGGACUCCUAGCUUCUUUUAUGUACUAUUUGAAGGCCCGUUUUCACUUCAGCAAAAACCAGUAUGCUGAUCUAUUGCUUCUUACUGGAGUUGCUGGAAUGGCAUCACAGCUGAUUUUCAUGCCUUUGUUGGUACCAAUUAUAUCAGAAGAAAAACUGCUUUCAAUAGGGCUUUUUAUGGGCUUCAUCCAGAUGUUGCUGUGCAGCAUAGCAUGGUCAAAUUGGGUUCCCUAUGCCUCAACUGCAUUAACUGUUUUUACAGUUUUGGUGCAGCCAUCUUUACGCAGCAUCACAUCAAAACAAGUUGGCCCUAAUGAGCAGGGGAAGGCUCAGGGCUGCAUUUCAAGCAUUAGUUCCUUUGCCAACAUUAUUUCUCCCUUAAUUUUUAGUCCUUUGACAGCUUUAUUCUUGUCUGAAGAAGCACCUCUUAAAUUCCCUGGCUUCAGUAUUUUAUGCAUUGGAUUUGCACUGUUGAUUGGGUUCAUUCAAAGUAUUAUGAUAAAGGCUUCUAUUCAAAAAAACAAGAGUAACACCAUUUUAGCCUAGUCCUCUGGCCUUUGCGUAUAAUUACAAGUGUAAAGAGUCGCUGUAAUUUGUUAACUAUUGUCUAUAAAUAUAUAUACUAUUUACAUUCUAUGGAAGAGUUCAUUCAUGAUGUCUUGAAAAAGUUUUCCAAGUUGUAUAUCCCUGUUAAACUUGCUUAAAUCUGUCAAAGAACUGGAGAUGAGAAACGGUUUGCAUCC
Molecule: messenger RNA, 1679 nt
Organism: Jatropha curcas
Lineage: Eukaryota; Viridiplantae; Streptophyta; Magnoliopsida; Malpighiales; Euphorbiaceae
Source: RefSeq, a predicted model, not a curated record